Cladocopium goreaui is the source of this 438-nucleotide messenger RNA. NCBI's taxonomy places the organism in Eukaryota, Dinophyceae, Suessiales, Symbiodiniaceae. The record is from the annotation of a GenBank genome assembly.
AUGAGUUUCAGCUUCGUUGCCCCGACCUGGGUAACCUUUCUGCGGCAUCCCAACUGCAAGAAUUUGUCGUUGGCGCUGUGCGUCAUGCUCUGCCCUCACGUCUUGGUGGGGCUCAUCAUGCCCACGGUCGUAGGUGGCGUGCUUUUGUUCUUCACCACCGCCUGGCCCUACUUCCUGGGUUGCUGGAGAAUUCACGCCCGCGCAAGGGCCGAGAGCUCCUCCCGAGUGAGCACCUUUCGUGCGGGUGGCAGCGUCGCCGCGUCCACGUCGUCCCCAGCGGCUCCUGCGGCACAGCAUAUACCGGUGGUGGAGGCCACAGUGGUGGGUGUGUCCGAACCCAACAACCACACCAACAAUGAGAGCAACGAAACCGCGAAGGUGGUUGAAGCUCAAAGUGUCUUUGCCAAAGAUGCAGGAAUAGAUCAAGUCCUGUGGUGA